GCGGACAGGGCUGCGUCCCUGCAGGAACAGCCGAUCUGACUUCACCCGCAUCACAUCACCUACAGAGCAGCUCAACAUCUACACCCAACCCAGACACAGGAUCCAGUCUGCACCUUUAACACCGAAGAGAAACAACAACAUGGGCAACGUGGAGCCCACCAUAGUCCCAAAAGAGGACUUUGAUGCCACAGCUGACAUACGGGCCAUCAGGAAAGCAUGUAAAGGCUUAGGCACAGAUGAAGAGAGCAUCAUUCAUAUCCUGGCUAACCGUUCAUCAGCUCAGCGUUUGGUGAUUAAACAGGCUUACUUUGAAAAAUAUGAAGAUGAGUUAGAGGAGGUCCUGAAGGAGGAGCUGACAGGAACCUUUGAGAAAGCCAUCAUAGCCAUGUUGGACCCUCCUCGUGUUUUCUUUGCCAAGGAGCUGAGGAAGGCCAUGAAGGGGGCGGGGACAAAUGAAGCUGUGCUCAUAGAGAUCCUCUGUACAGCCACCAAUGAGGACAUCAGGAGGUACAAGGAGGCCUAUACUCAGGUACAUGAGCGUGACUUGGAGGCAGACAUCGAGGACGACACCAGCGGAGAUGUGAGGAACCUGUUGAUGUCACUGCUGCAGGCGGGCAGAGAUGAGGGCUUUGAGGUGGAUGAGAGUUUAGCUGAACAGGACGCUGCAUCUUUGUUUGAGGCAGGAGAAGGCAGAUUUGGCACAGACGAGUCAACCUUUACCUUCAUCCUGACUCACAGGAACUACCUUCAGCUCCAGGCCACCUUUAAGGCCUACGAGGCGCUUUCAGGGACAGACAUUUUGGACACCAUUGACUCUGAGGCAACAGGGACUCUGAAAGAGUGUUACAUCACUCUGGUCAGGUGUGCUAAGAACCCCCAGCUUUAUUUUGCCCGACGUCUUAAUGCCGCCAUGAAGGGAGUGGGCACAGAUGAAGACACGCUCAUUCGCGUCAUUGUGGGACGCUCAGAGAUCGACCUGGAGACAGUGAAGGACAUGUACCUGGAGAAAUACGACGUCACCCUGAAGGACGCUCUGGGUUCAGAGUGUGGUGGAGACUUCAAAAAACUCCUCAUCGAGAUCCUGCAUUAAAACAUCUCACUUUCUCCUACAAGCCUUAUUUAACCAACAUUACACAGUCUGAACCCAGUUAUCCCUCAUCCUACUCUUCAUUCUUCUCCUUUAUCAAAUUCAAUCAUAGCCUUUGUGGACAUCUUUCUCUCUGUCUUUCACAAGUCUAUUGUCAUACUAUCAGUGUCAGUCAGUUAUUCUCUUUGCAGCAUGGACCAAAAACAAAUUUAUUACUAUAUUAUUCAGUAUUUUACACAUUUAUAGUCUUUGGAUACACAGUUUUGCCAAGAAUUACACACCAAGUGGAAAUUAUCCAACUGUUUUCAGCCAAAUAUCAACUUUAACUCCAGCUCUUGAUCCACAAUCAGCAGCUUUGUGGCAUUUUUGUAAUUCCAUCACCAUCGAAGCUUAAACCAAACAUUAAGAGGUCUCUGCUGCUCCUCCACAUACAGCCUUUUAUAUUUGACACUAUUUCUCAGCAUCAUCCAUUAAGUGCACUAUGUUUUGCCUCAAAGAUGCCUUCAAUGUGAUUAUAGCAAUGCAGUUUCCUUUUUUGCUGCAACACUCAAGUGCCGAGUUUUCACAGCUAACUAGUUAUUCUGAAUAUAUUUUGCCCUAUUAUAAAGCAGGCUCUUUUAAGACAUUAUUGGGUUUUUGUAGACACAUCCCUGAUUGUUAUGUGGGAUUUUUAACUCAGACGUUUGUAGUCUUAUUAUUAUAAGUCACAGCUAACAUGCUGCCUCUCACAAUCACACUGUUCAAAAGACUGGCUGUUUUCCUUUACAUCUCCUCAUGAUAACCACAGUUCUUAGUGAUAAAUCCAUAAACUUGGGGAUCAUUGUGCAUCAAGGAUCACAAGGCAAUGGCCGUAAUAAGAAGAAGUCAUCUUGCUCCCUAACCUCAAAAGUGCAAUCACAGAUAAAGGACACUCUCUGUGUACAUGGAUGGAAUAUAUCUCUUUAAAGUCAUGUCUAAUUUUGUUUUUGAGCAAUAUUACAGUCAUAUUAACAGCUAUGAUAUGGGGUCAUGUUGUCAUAAAGCAAAUAAAUGCACUAAAUUAUGAAGGAAGUUGUAAACCUGUAGUAAUGGUAUAAGAUAUGUGUUACAUAUGUAUGUAGUAAUAAACUGAAACUAACAAAAA
This is a messenger RNA of Cheilinus undulatus (humphead wrasse), 2210 nucleotides long. It is a transcript of the gene anxa13l, whose product is annotated as annexin A13, like. The record is from RefSeq and is a predicted model, not a curated record. NCBI's taxonomy places the organism in Eukaryota, Metazoa, Chordata, Actinopteri, Labriformes, Labridae. The coding region runs from base 140 to 1090 and encodes 316 amino acids. The transcript is spliced from 11 exons. Gene Ontology annotation, molecular function: calcium-dependent phospholipid binding; calcium ion binding. Gene Ontology annotation, cellular component: cytoplasm.